UGAAGUCACCACUGACAAUAAUGUCGACUUUAAGAUAGAAAAUCCAAGUUUGAAGAUCAAUCCACAAUCACCUUUACAUAUGAGAUUCUUCAUUCAAUAUAACGCUAAGAAUAAACCACCAAAACUCCUAAACAUCAGGUUUAAUGGAAAGGAAAUAUGCACAGCUAAAACUGUUAGAGAUACAUCUAAAAUUGAUAUCACAACUACGACUACAGCAAGGCCUGUGGUGAACACAUCGAGAAUCAAUGAGAGGUUGCAAAGUACCCAAAAACCGACACAAAAAUAUUGGAUUCAGGCGACCAGUGAGAACAGCCCAGUAAAAGCUGAGGAUAAGACAAAACAAACUACUGUCAGACCGUCAAUUUGGAAUCACGCUUUCUUUCAAGUGGCCAAUGACGCCAAAAAACCCGUCGAUAAACUAUCUUCCCAAGUUUUGAAUAACAAACCAGUGAGCACAAAGCCAAAAGAACAGGCACAAACAAUUACAGAAACCAAGACACAGCCGAUCCCAGCUGCAUACAUCCGACCACUAGAAUCUGAAACCAAACAAAAACCUCUACCAGUCAUAGACAACUGGCCGAAUAGAAAUCCAGUUAAGGGCAAAAGACCACCAAUAACAUUUGUACUAAGCAACGAAGGUGCUACUCCAGACCAAGAGGAUAAAGAUCAGCCUAUAUACGAAAGACCGAAGAGCCAAGAUCAGUCUGGGAACAGGCAAAUUGUACAGACAGAAGCGUCUUACACAGUGCCUGCUAAAACACAGGAAGAUGAUAUUGUUGGCAAGUGGCCUGAAGAACAACCAUCCCGAUGGACUGACGUAAACAACGGCAGAGUGACAUUGGAAUCAGCUGUUGAUCGUCCAAAAUACGAGGACCAGAACUCGGGCAGUCGCGAUCAACUGCCCGCUAGAUACCAAGCCACUACUGAAACUCCUCCAAGACAGACUGAUUCCCCAGAAAUCGCAGAUUUUGAUAACAUUGAGGGCGCGAAGGACGAAUACGAAUACUACGGCGGUGGUCUCCCUACAAUCUACAUACCAGCUCACGUGCCUAGUAGAGUGGCUGACGCAAACUGUGGGAUGGCUACCGAUGAGGCGAGAUGGCCCUGGCAAGUAGCAUUGUAUCAGCAGCAAACUGUAGACUUCAAGUAUAUCUGUGGAGGGACCCUGAUAUCCCGUCGGCACGUCGUCACAGCCGCCCACUGCAUCUGUAGAAAGAGAAGCCGCAGGGUCGUGAACCAUAACACCCUGACCAUGUUCUUAGGGAAACCCAACCUAAGGAUAUCAGGGGAAGGUGUUCAAGUAACCUUUGUGAACAACAUAAUAGUCCAUCCGGAGUACAACUCAACCACGUUCGAUCGCAACGUCGCCAUGUUGGAACUCCGGAGCCCAGUGACGUACUCCACUUGGGUACAACCUGCCUGUCUGUGGCCGGAAGCUGAGGUGGACCUCGGCAGUAUUAUCGGGAAGAAAGGAUCGGUGGUUGGCUGGGGCUUGGGUUCGGCUAAACAAGAGCUGAAUCUGUUGGAGAUGCCUGUGGUGGACCGGGAGACGUGUCUCGGUGCCUUCGGGGACUUCUAUCGGCAGUACACUUCUAGCUACACGUAUUGUGCUGGAUACGGUACUUCCACUUGCAAUGGUGACAGUGGCGGCGGCAUGGUCUUCAAGAAGGGCGGGAGCUGGUACCUCCGCGGUCUGGUGUCCUUGACCUUCGCUAAGAGGAACGACGGCCGCUGUGACCAGGACCAGUAUGUCAUCUUCACUGACUUGGCGAGGAUGCUGCCUUGGAUUGAGAAAAAUUUAGGAGAUUAUUAGAUAGGAUAAAUAAAUUGAUGAGUCGAUGAAA
This is a messenger RNA of Trichoplusia ni (cabbage looper), 1844 nucleotides long. RefSeq names its product plasminogen-like. The transcript has 8 exons. Gene Ontology annotation, biological process: proteolysis. The record is from RefSeq and is a predicted model, not a curated record. The coding region runs from base 80 to 1813 and encodes 577 amino acids. NCBI's taxonomy places the organism in Eukaryota, Metazoa, Arthropoda, Insecta, Lepidoptera, Noctuidae. Gene Ontology annotation, molecular function: serine-type endopeptidase activity.